CCGACGCCCUCAAUUCCAUUAUGUUUGCCAAGUAGCUGCAGCGGAGGGGAAGGGCUGCGGUAGUACUACAUGCAGCACAUCCGCGACCUGCAACUCCAGAUCUGGCAGAAGGCCCACAACCUCAACCACCUCAAGGCCCAGCGCAACGACCUGCUCGCUCCUUCUCAGCGUCCGCAAUCUUGUGGCCUCGCCCAGGCGUCACCGAUCAACGUCCCUGGUUAGUGGUCGCCGCAAUGAGAGCGUUGCCGCCGACGUUGACCUUGGGGUGGAGGGGCAUCUUGGGCUCUUGGUCUUCGGGGGUGGCGGGGAGUGAGGGCACGCCAUCCCCUUAUGCUCCUCUCGCCUAAUUUCCAUCACCGACGGUGGCUACCCGUUCAAUACACGCCGCGGCAAGCGGCGACGCUAUUCCUUCGUCCCGCAGCGCAGCCUUGCCGCAUGCAUGUUGUCGUCGCCCUCCGUCCACACCAUGGCCGCACACAUCUCUAAGAAUCCAACCCUAUAGGUCUGCACGGUCUAACCUUCCCUGCCACUGUGCCUCACGAAGGAGCGGCUUGCAGCUCAGCUGCCAUGUCUUCACAUGUGAAAAAUAGCUGUCAAAGAGAUUUCCUCCCUAUGCAUGAACCCCAUCAAUUCAGCAGCAGAAAGGGGAUCACGAGGGGCCUUUUCCGCUGGGUGUCCGGCAUGUCUAGAAGGUUAUUCAUUGUUGCGCAGAUAGAAUAUGAGAUCAUGGACAAGGAAGACAAUGGAGUUGAUGCUGCUUUUAGCAUAGGCAAUGAAAGCAACACCAGCUCAAUCUUACAAGUUGAUGAUUCUGCAUCACUGGUUCAGUCUUACAAGUUGAUGAUACUGUGCUUAGAAAUGCCUCGAUACCUUCAGAUCAAAGAAUGCUUAGGGAAGAGCUACAUAUAAGGAACCUGGCUCUUAUGUUGACGAGGUGGUGAGGGUCGUGGGCAAAUCCAAGGUUCUGGUGAAGGUCAUAGCCAAAUCUAAUGUUCUAGUGAAGAUAACUUCUUCUACAAUUAAUGGAAGCAAUGGUGGACACCUUCCUCGAGCUCUUCCUAGAACGGCUCGGCAUCCAGAAACGAAGUAGCAAAGCUGCAAAAAGUCUAGAGAAUUGCAUUGCAAGAUAUCAAUACAUUGGCAUUUUUGUAGCAAAUGCAUAACCACCUGAGAUUUUUCAGUUUCUCAGUGAUAGUCCAUGAUUUUGUUGUCCUGGCAGAUGGAAUAUGAAGGUCAUUUAUCAUAUGGCAUCAAGUGUAUCCUGGGUGAAACAAUGAAGUGUGUGAGAUAUUGGCAAUAUAUACUAUAAACAUGGCUGUCUUU
Messenger RNA from Phragmites australis (common reed), 1323 nucleotides. RefSeq lists its product as uncharacterized. Bases 568 to 909 code for a protein of 113 amino acids. NCBI's taxonomy places the organism in Eukaryota, Viridiplantae, Streptophyta, Magnoliopsida, Poales, Poaceae. The transcript has 5 exons. The record is from RefSeq and is a predicted model, not a curated record.